Molecule: messenger RNA, 8261 nt
Organism: Amyelois transitella
Lineage: Eukaryota; Metazoa; Arthropoda; Insecta; Lepidoptera; Pyralidae
Gene: MYPT-75D
Product: protein phosphatase 1 regulatory subunit 16A
Exons: 10
Coding region: 273-2180 (635 amino acids)
Cellular component (GO): cytoplasm
Molecular function (GO): enzyme inhibitor activity; protein binding; phosphatase regulator activity
Source: RefSeq, a predicted model, not a curated record
AGUCACAUCCAUCCGUGCCGCUCGCUCGGUCGUUGUCGUUGUCUGAUUUGUGAUUUUCUAUAAAUUAAUACAAUUUUCAUGAAACAUAACGGAAAAUGCCGCGUAACUGUGAAACUUUUUGUUAAGUAUAUUGUUAAUUAAUCUGUGUUUGAUAAGUAUAUCACCAUGUGUUUAACAAUUUCCUAGUCUGUUUAUCAUGUGUGGCAAAGUAUCAAUAAAAGAAUGAAACAUACUUGUGCUUAAUAUCUAUCUGGAAAAUUGGUGAUUCUACAAUGGAGCACUCCGAUUUGGUUGCGGAGAUGGCCCAGGUGGAGCAUAUGACCACCCAGGAGCGAUUGCAUUUAGCUCGCAGGCGGCGUAUGAACCAGCUGAAGAUCUGGCAACAGAGGGAGAAAGAGUGGGCGCGCUCGAGGCCAAAACGAGAGAAGAGUACCAAGAGGAAUAUCUUCUUUAAUGAUAGCGUGAUGCUUUUGGAGGCCGCUGCCAGGAAUGAUAUCGACGAAGUGCGCCGACUGCUUGCACGAGGGGUGACGCCCGACGCUACCAACGAAGACGGCCUCACAGCUCUCCACCAAUGCUGCAUAGACAACAACGAGGCUAUGAUGCGAUUACUCCUAGACCACGGCGCCAACGUCAACGCAGAAGACAGCGAGAAAUGGACGCCUUUACACGCGGCCGCUACAUGCGGUAACUUAAACUUAGUGAGAAUAUUAAUACAGAGAGGAGCUAAUUUACUAGCGGUGAAUGGAGAUGGGAAUAUGCCAUAUGAUAUAUGCGAAGAGGAGAGGACGUUGGAUGCGAUUGAGAGUGAGAUGGCGGCGAGGGGAGUGACGCAAAGAUUGAUAGACGAGACGCGGGCGGCCACUGAGAUGAAAAUGUUGAUGGACGUGGCGGAACUGGUCAAGGAUGGAAUGGAUUUGGACGAGCCGAGGGAUAACCAGGGUGCUACUUUGUUACACAUAGCGUCGGCAAACGGCUACAUUAAAGUGGUGGAGUUUUUACUGGAGCAUCGCGCGUCUACUGAUGUUGUGGACCACGACAUGUGGCAACCUGUACACGCGGCCGCCUGCUGGGGUCAUCUAGAGGUAUUAGAGUUAUUAGUGCAAUAUGGAGCUGAUCUCAACGUGAGGAAUAAACACGAUGAAACGCCAGCGGAUAUCUGCGAAGAGGGCGAAAUGCGCGCGCGCAUACUGCGGCUGUCAGCGGAACAAGAGGAGCGGCGACGUCGCGCACUGCACGCCGCGCACUCCGCCGCGCGCUCCACCACCGCCCGCCGCUCCUCCUCCAGCGCCAGCACCAGCAGGGUCCGAUCUGUUCGGCGGACGUCACUUCGCGAGAAACAGUUGGCAGCGAAAGCGGACGCGAGGGGCGAAGCCCGACUGCGGGAAACCUUCGAUUCAGUCGCUGUGGAUGACGAAUUACAGGGUUUGUCAAACGGCGUGGAAAAUGACCAAAAUACUGCCAACCUACAACCGCAAGAUCUCACGCACAAGAGGCUCUCCACCAGUUCUACAAAUUCCAACCAAAGUUACGACUCCAAUGUCGACUACGCGGUCCCUAAACAUACCUACAAUCAGCGCACUAACAAAGCGGCCGAUGGAAGCGAAGCAACAGAAAACAACGUCGCGUAUCAGCCUAAAGCCACAAAUCCAUUAUUCGGUGUUAACGCCGCCUCUCACUACGCCCCUGGGUCCCUAUCCCACGAUACGGUCAAUGAUCAAAUUAAACUUUAUGAGAGAAAUCUUCCAAACGGUGUCCGUAAAGCGCCAGAAGGGCAGGACAACGAGGCGUUCAAAGUUGAAGAUGUUAUAGACGGUAGGAAAGAGGUGAUAGUGAGCCCGGGACAGAUCGCGCUCACUGAAGGCAGCACCGCUUACACCACAAACGAUAAUGGUAAAAUCAAUGUUCAUGUCACCGUCAUGAUUAACGCAGGCACGCUAGCUGACUUGAAGAAACAGCGGUCACAAAUUAGAACGAACGGGAGUCCUGUUGAGAAUAGUCUUUCGUCGACGAACAACCACAGUAUAAACUCGAUACCAGAAGUGUCGAAGCAAGAUAUGCCGGUACAACUGAACCCGUUAACUUUGUCUCCCAGCACCGGCGCCGUGCCACGAUUCACCGGCAACACUAGUGAUGUGGUCGGCGACACUCGGUCACACAGGUGCUGUAUCAUCAUGUAGAUAGAGACGGUAUGGAUAGCGUCACAUCACUAAGGAGCGUACAAGUCUGAUUGUCAUUCCAAAUACUUGAUUAGGGUAGCCAGACGGUUAUUAUGUGAUAUGUUCGGAUUGUUUCAUCUAUUGUCACGUCUGGAAUUUGUUAUUUAAACGGCGUAUAUUGCCGAUGGAGUAUUGCCAUUCUUGCUGAGGUAGCAGCGGCUUGCCAAUGUGCUAGGAAACAGUGUGAUAGUGCUGAACGAGCUCAACGGUUAUCUAGAUAAGGGAUAAUAAAUGGUUGCUAAUAUUUUAUAUAGUGUUAGAAAUGAAUCCUAUAAUAUGUAAAAUUUAUUGUAGAAUAGAAUUUUAUAUUUAAGUAUUUGAUUAUUGUAGAUUUUUCGCCUUAUUAUCUCCUGAACAUUCCGUGAACUGUAUUAUUUAUAUAAAGAUAUAUUGUGAUUAUAUUAUGAAUGGGAAUACAAAUAAAAUAUUUAUUUAUCAGUAUUUCAAAUGUGAAAGUGAGCGUAAGAACAUGAGAAAGAAAGGUACCUAAUUAAUGUAUUAAAUUUCUGAUUAAAAUUGAAACUAUUGCAAUAAAUACAAAGUGAUCGUCUGAAGUGCCUCAGCUAUUAGUUGAGCUGAUAUGAUGAAAGUGUAUGUAAAUCAUAAUUUAUUAUGAAAAUUCCUAAUCUAUAAUUUUAUAAUCCGUUGAAUGUUAAAAGUAAAAGUUGUUCAGAUUUCAAACCUAAAUGAUCGAAAAUUUACGAAACUGCGAUAAAUGCCUUACUUAGCCCGAACAUUUCUUUUAGAGGACCAUUUGAUGGGAAUAAAAUAACCAUAGAAGAUUUAAAUUGGAUUGAUUUUUAUUCAAAUCCAUGUUUUAAUCACUCGCAUAAACUCAAUUGCAGCAGUAUUAAACCUAAACACAACUUUUUGAUGUUUUUUUUUUGUAGCGGGUAGUUGAGAAAGCCAUUAUUGCGGUCGCGCUGUAAAGUAAUAUUCGACUUGUCAGACCUUACAUAUGAAAAAAAAUUCUGCGUGUUUUUGCAUUUAUUUUUAAAUUUUAAAGGUGUAUUUGAUACCAUAUACAAAUAAAAUUAAUGUCUUGUAUGCUACAAAAUGAUAAACGCGUGCAUUUAAUUCUUAUAAAUAUUACAAAAUAUAUUAUCGUAAUGUUACUGGUUCUUCCGAGUAUGUUUAUAAAUACAUUUUUAUAUCGCAUUUACAUGAUUCUUGCAUUUUAAGUACGAGACGUUGGCCGAAUUAAAAAUUAAGGAAAUUAGUUUAAUUAUAUUCCUUAUGAUCAAUUGGAGGCAUAGAAUACUUCGUGUAAUAAAGUUAUAUAAUUACAAAUACGCAUUGAGGGCUUUCUCGAACUUAUUAAUUAAACCUUAAAGUAAAAAUUAUCUAUGUGAGUGAAUUUUUAUUCGUUAUAGGAAUUUUCACAACAUGUUAAGUUGGUAAUAAGGAAAUAGGUGUCUAUAAAAACUGAGAGCAAAUAGUAAAAAGAAUACUAUUCUUAUACAAAUUAGAAAUACUUAUGAAAAAAUUCCAUACGGGACAUCUUUAAACUUGUUUUUUAUUGAUACCCACGAUGUAAGGAUAAAAAAGGCAUUAAAUUUCUAUUGAUAAGACUUAAUAUCGAAAGCCUUAAAUGCCCACGUCUGUGGUGUUGUGUUCUUUACUUUGUGUUAAAUACUCAAGUUGUGCCAAUUUUUUUCUAUCUGUCAAACUGAAAGCACUGCUUCGUUGUAUUUUUUAUAAUUAUAAAUAAUUACCUUUGCAAAACACUUACUCAAAACAAGCUAAUCUUUUUAUUAAUAAAAAUUUUUGCUCCAUGUAUGUUUAACUUGUUAAGUUAAAGAACUGCCUUACGGCGUUUUUAUUCGCCCAUCGCUCAAUAAAAUAUCAGCAACACUAAAUAUUUUUUUAAUGUUACCAGCGCUCAUAAUUUUCUAAUAAUUUUGUAGAUGUUCUUCAAACUAUGGUAUUGACAUUGUCAGUUAUAAAUUCUGAAUUAUAAUUAUGAGUGAUAUUCAAUGUUGUUCAUGUAUUUGAUACUUAGGCGUUGUUACAAUUACGUUCUAGUGCGAUUAAUUAAAGUAGGAAAUAAAUCUUUAAUAAAAUCAUAUGACCCCAAAUCAAACAAACACUUUUAACCAAUUAAAAGUGACCUGUCAUCGACCAUUUAAAUAUAUAGCUGUCUCGUACUUUCUGUAUGAGUGAGACAAGGACGGUAUCAUAAAAUGUUCGUUUGACAAAAUCACUUUUGUCUAGAAUUAAUCUUAAAUCGAUAAAUAAUAAGCUUGAAAUUGUGGUUACGUAGAAAUUAAUAAAAUUUCCAGUGUUCAAUAUCUGUGUUACUCCAAAACGUAGCUCCACAUUCCAUUCAUGAUAUUGUAACAUUUUAUAAAUAAUAAAGAUAUAUUUAUCACUCGAUGUUAGUUCCCAUCCAUUGUAAUCUAUUCGUCCAUAUCUUAGUCAUUAGUGUUACAUUAGAUUGUGUACUUAAAAUUAUAUAUUUGCUAUUGAAAUAUAUAUUUUUAAUAUAAAACUUACUUAGGGGUAUACAAAGCUAUAUUAAAGAUUCUACAUUUCAUUGUUUUUAUUUCCAGUAUUAUUUUUUGAAAGCAUUUCCAGCAUAUUGUGAUACUAUUGUAAUUGGUUAUUAUUUACUUGUGGAACAUUUUUAAGACUUUUCAGACUAGACACUAAAUAUUUACUCACAAUCACUAAACUAUGGAAGCAAAACUUGUUUUAUGAUUUCAAAGAGCCCUUCUACAAGUUUACUUAUUUUACAGUAAAUAAAUUACUAUUGUAAUACAUACAUAUAUCGAGGGAUUUAUUCCGUAAAAUCGGCUCGUACGCCCCGCUUUUUGUGUAUCCCAUCUCAAUUUAAAUUUGACUAUGUUAGAGAGCAGCUGGCUUUGCUCAAAAUUCAUGGUCUUCAGACUGGGCUUCUUAUGUAGAAAAACAAGGGGCUAUAUUGAUCUUAACAGGCAGGCUUAAGUUGUAAGUUCGAUAUAUCCAAAGUAAUCAAUUGCUUAGAUUUACCCUUUGAACGUCACUGCUACCAGUAGAUAAAGGUGUCCAGUCCGGGCGGUCUUAAAUGUCAAAUAAUAAUUUUGUUUUCGUCUAUAAACUGGGUUGUGCAGACAUAGUCUUGCCGGUAAUUUCCAAGAGCCUUAUUGUUUAAUUAGUGUUUAUAACAGAUAUGUUAUAAAACUUCCAUGUUACAUAUGUCUUAUUCCUAAAAACUUUGUAUUUAUUCCUAUCUAUUACAUGUGUAAAAAGUCAUGAUUCCUAUUAAAAUGUUUAUAUAAGAAUCAGUUCCGUUUAUAUAGAAAAAAUAUUGCAAUUACCUGUUAUGAAAAUGAAAUAAGAUAUUUUUCAGAUACAUGCUUAUUGGAAUUAGAGUUCUCGAAUCAAUAUUUUUAAUAUAAAAAGAGUUAUUAUAAACCAGUGCCUCUUAUCAUCUUGCCUUAACAAAUGUGAACCUUUCGUUGAUUUUUAUUAUAAAAAUGUUUAUCUUAAAAUUAAAUUUGUUCUUAUGAAAAACUCCCGUAGAUGAAUUAGAACUAAAUAAAAUUAAAACUUGGUAGUGCUUCUUGUUCUUAUACGUAAGUAUGUAUAUAAAGUGUAUAAUAAUAUUUAUGUCUCCUUGGAUAAAUUGUUCUGACUCCAUUUCAACUAGAUACCUUGAUAGGAACUCCUACUCUUCAUGUGAUUUUUGUAUAUAAACUUUUCACUGGAAUGUGAUCCAUAAAAAAAACGUGAAAUAAUGAUAAUUCAAAUUCUCUGCAAAACUGUACAUGUGAUUGCCUGUAAGGUUGUUUAUACGAUCCAAAGUUUAUUAGCUUUUACCUUAAUCGUUAUUUAGAUUUAUAUAUUUUCUUUUUGUAUGAAGCUACAAUGGUAUCUAGUAGAUGCGCAGCAGACCAAUCUUUGGUCAUAAUAAAAAUUUCGUCACAACAGUGUCAAAACGAAGUGUUCUUUAAAGUAGUGACGCCACACAUCACUAUAUUGAUUUUAUAGAAACUAGAUAUUGUACUUAGAAUUUUCUACUGUUUUUAGAAGUUUACAAUUUAGAUGGAAAUAAAUGUUUCCGCCUACACUGUUUUACCCCGUAUUAAUGUUAUAAAAUAAUUCAGCUCAAUAAAUUGUUAUAAUAGUGUAGUAUGUGUAUACUCUGCGGUGUUAAAAUCAAAAUAAUGUCUGUCUUGCCUUCCAUUGGACCAUUUUGCCACAUCCUAUACAAUAGAAGUGAAUAUAUUAAAACUGUGUUGCUUUAAAUGCGGCAUAUUGUACUUACUUCCCUUUAUACAUAGUUUCUUGCCAAUGGGAAAAAAUGUCUGACUACGGAAUUUUGUUUGCAUGCAGAAUUAGAGCAAAUAAACUCAAAUAUGCUCGCCGUAUUAAAAUCUGGUACAUUUGUUCUAUGUCUGCUAAUAAAGGUUUGCCUAGAUAUUUAUUUGAAGUGUUGCUACUGAAAAUCCAAUGAUUUACCGGUGAUUCUUUAUUCUGGUAACUUAAGUUAAUUUAUGUCUAAAGAGGCAAAGUUCUCCGAUUCCCUAAGUAAUAUAUGUAUAAUAAUAUUCAGCUGAGCUUCUUAGGUUAUAAGACCAUAUCAAAACCCCGGGUUGUACAAUAUUCAAUUUAUGAAACAUUUACAGUUUUUAUGGGAGAUUAGUAGCAUUUAGUGAAAUGUAUCUAAUAUACAGUGAAACGGUGUAAAUAGAUUACAGAAAGUACUUAGAGAUAAGUUUGGACUGAUCAAAAACCUUGGAAAAUAUAUAAGGUACAUUUCACAAGAUCAUACAUACAAAUUAAAAUCAAAUGAAUUUAUUUAAUUUGUUAUUUUUGCAAUAAGGUUUAGGCCUGACUAGUCAUUAUUUUCUAUCUUGCUCUAUCAUUCGAUGGUUUUUCAAACUCAAAAGAAAGUAUAAAAACAUAAUAUUUAUGAUAUAAUUGUCAGGCCUAAAUCUUACAUAAAAAAAUGUGAUUAUUCCAAUUAUUUGAAAUUUGUGCUCAGAUUAUCAAAAAAUUAGAAACAUAUUGGUAAUUAUUAUGUAUAUAAACUUCCUAUUGGUUACGUGAAACAAAUAUUUAUUCUUGGAAAGCCCUUAUCCUAUUUGUGGGUAUCUACGGUCGGUACUUACCUGUCCCAAGCGUAGCUAAAAUGUCACAAAAUAAUAAAGUGUUUGGGAUCUUUUUACCGUUAGAUGGCGCUUUUCAGUUUGACAGGUCAAUUAAUAUUUUUGAGCUUCUUCAACAUUUUAUAUUGGGCAAAAAUGCCACCAUACAAAUUAUCAGGUUUCUUAAAAAUAAUAAUACCAGUAUCGAUAAUUCAUGCGUGCGCCUUUUUUUUCUGUUUUUAAUAGUUUAUGUAAGUAGAGCCUUAUUUUGACAAAUGACAUAUUACUAUCAAUCAAUUCCAUAUCUUUUUCGAUUGCGGUCAAGGUUAUAUAAAUUUUUCUGGGCAAGUGGCACCGACCGGCAAAUGAAGCAAAUGGGUAGAAGAAUUAGUUUUACACUACUGUCUGAAUGUCAAAUAUAUUUAUAAGGCGUGACGUAUAAAUUGAGGUAAAUGAACUGAGAUCGUGGUAAAAGGUAGAAGGUCGAAAUGGUCAAAUUUGGCCAUUUCUUGCAAUGUUUCACGAACUGAGUCGCGUAAUGCUUCAUAAUAAAUCAAAGUAAAAUAAUUAUCUUAAAUUAUUUAAUUUCAGUGUUAAUUUUUUAUAAGUAUUUGUACCAUUUGGUAGAUACGAACCUCUUAAAAACAGUCUUCUGUUUCUUCAAAAAGGUCUAUCUGUUAGCUCUACCAGAUUAUGGUAUUAGAAAAUUACUUACCUACCACAUGUUCGUUGUGAAAACAUCUUAUGCCCAUUUAUCUCGAAGUUACGUCAUUAUUUGUAUUCGUAGUACAAUUACCAACAAGCAAUGCACAUCCGAAUACCCAAUGCAAAAUGCCUACUGUUACUUUUAUAUUGUUAUUUGUUUGAUUUUGUAAAUAAUGAGGUGUUUGGUAUAAAUUGACCUUUGACUUCAUACAAUAGUGUGAAUUCUAUUUUCUUUGCGUAAAAAUAAAUCGUUUGUUUAAAUCAA